This is a messenger RNA of Aegilops tauschii subsp. strangulata, 426 nucleotides long. The record is from RefSeq and is a predicted model, not a curated record. NCBI's taxonomy places the organism in Eukaryota, Viridiplantae, Streptophyta, Magnoliopsida, Poales, Poaceae.
AUGGAGGAAGAGGAGGGGGUGAUCGAGUGGGGGAGAUGUGAUGGAGGAAGAGGAGGGGGUGACAAGGAUGAGGAGGACGACGUGGAAGGCGUGGACGAGGAUGACGAGGACAACAAGGAAGGCAUGGACGAGGAUGAGGAGGACGACGAGGAAGGCUUGGACGAGGAUGACGAGGACGACGAGGAAGGCGUGGAUGAGGACGACGAGUACAACGAGGAGGGAGAUGACAAGGACGACGAGGAGGCUGGUGACGAGGAAGACGAGGACGACGAGGAGUGGGGUGACGAGGAAGACGAGGCGGAGUUCUAUCUCGAACAGGCGAAGACUGAUGUGCUCUUCGACGAGCUGGAUGCGGAGCAGGAGGCGGAGGCCAACGACGUCGAUGUCAGAAUGGAGAUAGUGGACAUCCCCGACGACGGGGAGUAG